Molecule: messenger RNA, 957 nt
Organism: Conger conger (European conger)
Lineage: Eukaryota; Metazoa; Chordata; Actinopteri; Anguilliformes; Congridae
Product: olfactory receptor 52E4-like
Exons: 1
Coding region: 1-957 (318 amino acids)
Biological process (GO): G protein-coupled receptor signaling pathway
Cellular component (GO): membrane
Molecular function (GO): G protein-coupled receptor activity; olfactory receptor activity
Source: RefSeq, a predicted model, not a curated record
AUGAGCUCUCUGAAUUCCACCUUCUCUCAAAAUACAACUUUUGUGCGUCCUCCGUAUUUUUUCAUCAUUGGUUUGAAUAACAUACCCCAUGCCAAAUACUACUAUGUUUUCUUGUGCUUUGUUUUUGUGGUCUCUGUGUUGGGGAACUCCUUUGUCAUGUUCAGUAUAUACACAGAGCGCAGUUUUCAUACCCCAAAGUACAUGGCCGUUUUUAAUUUGGCUGUCGCCGACUUGUGUGAAAGUACUGUUCUAAUUCCAAAUUUAAUUGCAAUGUUUCUUUUUGAUUCCCAAUAUAUCUCCUAUAAUGCUUGUUUGGCAAACAUGUUUUUUGUGUUUUUCUUCACCUGUUUGCAGUCUCUCACUCUUACCAUUAUGGCCUAUGAUAGAUUGGUGGCAAUAUGCUUUCCACUGAGAUACCAUGCCAUUGUCACAAUGCCAGCAAUGGCUGUGAUUUUAACAGUGGUGUGGGCCUUUGAUUCGGGUGUACUGACUUUAAUGGUGAGUUUAGUUACCAGGUUGUCUUUUUGUAAAUCUGUUGUGGUAAAAAGUUACUUCUGUGAUCAUGGACCCAUAUGCAUUUUGGCAUGCAAUGACAAUCGUCCCAAUCGUAUCAUGGCAAUUCUUACCAUAGUAUUAUUUUUUUAUGUACCCUUUAUUUUGAUUGGACUGUCAUAUAUGUUUAUUGCCAGAGCACUGUUUAAAAUAUCUUCUUGGGAAGGGCGAUUAAAAGCCAUUAAGACUUGUUCUGCACAUCUAAUGCUGGUUACUCUAUAUUAUCUUCCGUUAGUGAGCACCUACAUUGCUGGACUAUUUUUUUCCAUUCAGACUAAUGUCAGGAUUAUGAAUACAUCAUUGGCUAAGUCCAUAAUCCCCAUGAUGAACCCAAUAAUUUAUGUGCUGAGCACAGAAGAGGUUAGAGAAUUCUCAAAAAAACUUUUCAGAAGAAAAAAUAAAUAA